AUGUCCGACGACAAGGCAAGCGCCCAAAACCACGCCGAAAACCACGCCGAAUGCCUCGCCGAAUACCACCCGCACCUGCGGGAGGCAGCAGCGUACACGGCCGACGAAGUGCGGCGGCGGGCGUUCGAGGUGCGCCAGAUCCGCGGCGCGGACGCCGCCGGCCUCAGAUGUUGCCUGCCCGCGGCGCCGCGCAGGCAACGGUCGGCGCCGGACCAGGAGCAGUGUCCGAUGUGCGAGGCGAGCUGCCAUCCGCGCUGCCUGGACCAGCUGCGCAACAAGGAGAUGGGCCGCGGGCGGCCGCUGGCAUACGGCUGCCCGCGGUGCGGCACCCUGUGGCGCACCGACAGCCAGACUACGGCGGCCGCCCAACAGCACAACCGGUACGUUCCCCGCCAUCCUGUAAUCGGGGACAGGUCGUAUCGCUACCGGCAGGACCCGAUCAGCGGGCGGUACGUCUGCAUCUUCGAGCCGCCGUCCACGGGCCAGCCGUGUGGGUGGAUCCGCAACACCAAGGGGCAGAUACGCUACCAUCACAACCGGGCACACGAGGACGACCCCGAUCCGUCCUGCCGCUGCGGCGGCGUCUCGGUCCUGGGGACUGACGGCGGAGACGACACCCGCGCGGACCCGCCGCCCUGCCCCUGCCCUAUUCCCACUUGCGCGGAGUUGUGCGAUUGUCCCCAUGACGCCGCCGCGCAUUGCUGGGAAGAGCAUCGGGAUGACUCGUGGCCUCCCGUGUGUCAAAUUUGCCACGGGGUAUUUGACAAAUAUCUGGACCUCAUUAUGCAUCUCUCCUAUGCGCACCAGACUUGA
This is a messenger RNA of Aspergillus japonicus CBS 114.51, 813 nucleotides long. RefSeq lists its product as uncharacterized. The transcript has a single exon. The record is from RefSeq and is a predicted model, not a curated record. NCBI's taxonomy places the organism in Eukaryota, Fungi, Ascomycota, Eurotiomycetes, Eurotiales, Aspergillaceae. The coding region runs from base 1 to 813 and encodes 270 amino acids.